Messenger RNA from Cavia porcellus (domestic guinea pig), 1294 nucleotides. It is a transcript of the gene Penk, whose product is annotated as proenkephalin. The record is from RefSeq and is marked validated. NCBI's taxonomy places the organism in Eukaryota, Metazoa, Chordata, Mammalia, Rodentia, Caviidae. Gene Ontology annotation, cellular component: axon terminus; neuronal cell body; plasma membrane. Gene Ontology annotation, molecular function: opioid receptor binding. Gene Ontology annotation, biological process: chemical synaptic transmission; neuropeptide signaling pathway; sensory perception.
ACGGCGAGGCGGGCGCCCAGAGCCGAGCAGCGCAGCCUGCGGCACCAGCGCGACCCCGCGGACCGCGACGCCGCCCUCCCACACUCACCUCCUUCUCUCCCCUCCAGAGUCGCCGCGUCUGGGACCCAGCCGUUCCGGCCAGACUGCUGCAUCCUCCAGCGGCGACCGACCCAUGGCGCGGCUCCUCAGACUUUGCACUUGGCUGCUGGCGCUGGGCCCCGGGCUCCUGGCCACGGUGCAGGCAGAAUGUAGCCAGGACUGCGCGGCUUGCAGCUACCGCCUGGUGCGCCCAGGCGAUCUCAACUUUCUGGCUUGCACACUAGAGUGUGAAGGACAGCUGCCUUCUCUCAAAAUCUGGGAAACCUGCAAAGAUCUCCUGCAGGUGUCCAAGCAGGAGCUUCCUCAAGAGGGUGCCAGCUCACUUAGAGAAAGCGGCAAACAGGAUGAGAGCCACCUGCUCAGUAAGAAGUACGGAGGAUUCAUGAAGAGGUAUGGGGGCUUCAUGAAGAAGGUGGACGAGCUGUAUCCUGUGGAACCAGAAGAAGAGGCCAACGGAGGUGAGAUCCUCACCAAAAGGUAUGGGGGCUUCAUGAAGAAAGAUGCCGAAGAUGGGGACGCCCUGGCCAAUUCUUCAGAUCUGCUGAAGGAGCUGCUAGGAACAGGCGACGACCGUGACAGAGAGAACCACCACCAGGAGGGUGGUGACAGUGAUGAGGGCGUAAGUAAGAGAUAUGGGGGCUUCAUGAGGGGCCUCAAGAGAAGCCCCCAAGUGGAAGAUGAAGCUAAGGAGCUGCAGAAGCGGUAUGGGGGCUUCAUGAGGAGGGUGGGCCGCCCGGAGUGGUGGAUGGACUACCAGAAAAGGUACGGAGGCUUCCUGAAGCGCUUUGCUGAGUUUCUGCCCUCGGAUGAAGAAGGUGAAAGUUACUCCAAAGAAGUUCCUGAGAUGGAAAAGAGAUAUGGAGGAUUUAUGCGAUUUUAGCAUCCUUUCCUGCCAGUCCCCAGAUCCUGUAUCCCAAGCUUCCCUUUAGCCCAAAGUGAGCAACUGCCCCAACAUCGUAUUCUACUGUCGUGUGUGGCUUGCACUAUAUAGUUGACUUUAUAAUCUGGAUGAUUAUAUGGCCUGAGCUAUCAUUUCAGGCUCUAUGUACUUUUGAGAUUCUUAAGUUUAGUCUACCGCAUCUAUCAACUUUUCAUUCUAAAAUAUUUUUGUUACCUUUUCCCUUAUUUUGAAAAAUGUCAAUAAAUGCUUCCUUGUAUGUAAAUACAAUAAACUCAUCUCCCCAACUGGACAAUG